AUGCCACGUAAGCUACGUAAGAAUAUACGUAAGAGGAAGGGAGCAUUGAAACAUCCAAUAGUAAAACUGACACCACAACAACAGUUGCAACAACAAAUGAUGAAUGACCCCACUAUGUUGCAACAAAUGUCAAGCAACCCUAUGCUUUUAAACCGAGUUAUUGGUGCACAGAGUGGAGGUUUAAGAGCGGCACUUUUAGCGAAAAUGGCAGGCUAUGGUGGAGCUGCAGACGGAACAGCUUAUAACCCUCAAAGUCAAAUGAAUUUGAGUUCACUCAAAAAUCAAAUAACAGAUGUCAAAAAGUCAAACAUAGACAUACAGAAACAAAUAAGUGAAAACGAAAAGAAACUAGAAUAUGACAGACAGACAAAGAAACUAAAUGAGUUAAACGUAGAGAAAAAGAAGAAAGAAGAACAACUGAAAGAACUAAGUACAGAGGAAUAUGCGAAAAAAGUGUCAGAAAAAGCAGCAGAAGUAGCAAAAAUGGAACAAGAUGUUAUAAAUUUGAAAAACCAUACUACUCAAUAUAAAGUACUGAAAGAUGAAGAGAUAAAACAAAAAGCCAUGAAGACAUAUAUGGAUAGCGAUGAGUAUAAAAAAGAAGUUGAAGCAAAUGUAAAGGCAGAAAAACUUUUACAGUUGCAAAACCAAACCGUACAGUAUGAAAACUUAGCACAAGAAAGUAAAAAUAACGACGCAGCCAUGCAAAAGGCAAUGAAAAGCGCAGAAUAUAUAAAAGCUAAUAAUGACUGGUUAGAUGCCCAAGCCAACGCUAAAGCAGCCCAACUUAUAGGGUCAAUAAGGACAAAAAUACAAGCGGAUGAAGACAGUUCAAAUGAAGCUUUAAUGAAUGCUGACUUUAAGAACGCCUUCGAAGCUCUUCAUAGUAAGGUGAAACUAGUGAACGACUUCUCAUCUGGAAAGAAACUGAAGUCUGAAGGUUUCGACAAAGAGUUAAGAGAAGUAGCACAAAAUAUGACGAAAAUAACAGAUGCAGCAACGAGACAGGCAGUUCAAAGUGCCUAUGACGCCGUUAGAGCAACUGUUGUGGAAAGUCAAGAAAAAGAGUUACAACAGACCAAAACAGACCUAGUAAAUGCUUUCUUAAAAACGAAAAGUCAGGUAGGACAUUAUGCUGCAGAUGGAACAUAUGUGCCAGCUGGUGGAACUUAUAUACCACCAAACCCUCCAAGAGAAGCACCUGCACCAGGACUACCUAAAACAUUUACAUCGUCACAUGGACACAGACACAGGCAUGCACCAAAACCAACACAACAACCAACAGUUCAAAAUCCAGCACCACAACAACAACCAAAACCAACAGUUCAA
This is a messenger RNA of Trichomonas vaginalis G3, 1329 nucleotides long. RefSeq names its product protein of unknown function, DUF4106 family. The transcript has a single exon. Lineage: Eukaryota; Parabasalia; Trichomonadida; Trichomonadidae. The record is from RefSeq and is a predicted model, not a curated record. The annotation marks the transcript as partial.